ACGGUGCUACGGACUUCCAGUUUACCCACAGUUUCAUUCAAAAGGACAUAGUGAAGGCCACACCAUGUCCGGAGGCGUCAGUAUGCAGGAGUACCUUCUCCAGGGCAGUGUGCUGGACUCCUCAUGUGAAACGCUCCUCCACAGACUCCGAGGCCUGUCCGAUAACGUGGACACCGGACCGGAGGCGUUUGUGGACCAGGAGAUGGUGUACAUCCUCCGGGGGAGCCAGACUCCGCCCGUGAUGCUCCGGGCCAGACGGGCGCUGGACCAGCCGGACUCACUGCCCUGGCAGCUCAGAUAUGUCGGCACGGCGGAAGCCGGGAUAGGUGAUAAAAGCCGCAGCACCCUGGUGCGGACGUGCAUUGACGUGGCGACGUCGGACAACGUCACGACCUUCCUCACGGACAUGGGCUUCAGGCUGGACCACGAGUGUGUGGUGAAGGGAUACCUCUUCACCAAAGGCUGCAUCAAAGUCACCGUCUCUAAAAUCUUCCGCGUGACGGUUCCAGGAAACACGGAGAACCUCGAGCCCCUGUCCCUGUCCCACCUGGUGGAGCUCAGUGUGGUGUCCCCGUCUGGGCAGGACGAGGUCGCUGACACCAUGAAGCUGUUUGCCGAGCAGCUGAAGCCAAUCGUACAGUUGGAAAAGGUGGACCAUAGGAGGCUACAGCAAGUAUAGAGUGGCUGAAGCUCAUUGUACAGUUAGAAAUUAAGAUCGUGGACCAUAACCUAACUGUAUCACACGAGCUGCAGAGGAACUCCAUGGAGCUGAGAACGGACCAUACUUUUUUAUACUAAGGCAUCAGCAGGAGAAAAGAAGGCUGCAGCUUCCUUCAGAGAAUAUGUUAACCAUUCAUAGCCCUUACAGGAUCACACUUCCAGCAGUACAGGAGUUCAAUAGAACCAAGACACUUUGUGUUAGUACAAACUAGGGCUGUGGCAGGUUUAGAAGAGACUUAAACAGGUUUAUAGAGAAUAUGGGAACCAUCACAUUUAUGAUAGGAGCUCCAUAGAGUGCUGGGCAGUGAGAUAUCAGGACAACUCGGCCUUUUGUAGGCUGGUGCUAUAUAGUUCAUAGUUGGUAUCAGGGUAGUAAUUUUAUACAUCAUGUAUAGGUUAGAGAUUUUCUCCUAUCUUAGAAGAGAUCCAUUUUCAUUUGGUUGCAGGCCGUUUACGUGCGUACAUUCCAAUUACACAGGAGUGGUUCAGAAUUGUAACUAUUGUUACUGUUCCUGUGUUCCAUACUACCUGGCUAGCUGGAUAAAACCUCAUGAUAUAACUUUACAAACUAUCUUUAGAAACUAGAAACAGCUAUCUGGAUAUAAAAACAAGACAGAUGGAUUCGGAAUAUUCAAUAUAAAAACUUUUCAUUGCAACAAAAUGUUUGAAAAGUGAACAUAGUGUAGACAAGGAGGUUUAACUGCCUUGGUGUAGAAAAAUAAAAUUUGCAACAUGUCUAUCAUAA
Branchiostoma floridae (Florida lancelet) is the source of this 1465-nucleotide messenger RNA. RefSeq names its product mediator of RNA polymerase II transcription subunit 18-like. Gene Ontology annotation, molecular function: transcription coregulator activity. Gene Ontology annotation, cellular component: core mediator complex; mediator complex. Gene Ontology annotation, biological process: termination of RNA polymerase II transcription; regulation of transcription by RNA polymerase II. The transcript is spliced from 2 exons. Lineage: Eukaryota; Metazoa; Chordata; Leptocardii; Amphioxiformes; Branchiostomatidae. The coding region runs from base 65 to 679 and encodes 204 amino acids. The record is from RefSeq and is a predicted model, not a curated record.